UUGUUUUACAUUUUUUCCCAAAUGUCUGUAAUAUCUGGCUUUAUAAAAGACAUCUAGGAUCUCAUAUCUCCUUUUGCAUUCAGUCUGUUGCCAGAUCCCAUUUCAUGUGUCCUCUAGAAGGUACAUGUCCACUAUAUACUCAUAAGAAAAUGAGAGUUAAAAAGGAAAAUAGGGCUUCCCUGAUGGCGCAGUGGUUAAGAAUCCGCCUGCCAAUGCAGGGGACAUGGGUUCCAGCCCUGGUCCUGGAAGAUCCCACAUGCCGUGGAGCAACUAAGCCCGUGCUCCACAGCUACGGAGCCUGCGCUCUAGAGCCCGUGAUCCACAACUACUGAGCCCGCGUGCCUAGAGCCCGUGCUCCGUCACAAGAGAAGCUACCACAAUAAGAAGCCAUGCACCGCAACAAAGAUCCAACACCACCAAAAAUAAAAGCAAAUAAAUUAAUUUUUUUAAAAAAAGGACAAUAACAGCUUAGUAUUAUCAUGAAAAUAUUUCUGACCUUGAGGAUCCUCUGAAAGGUUCUUAAAAUGGAUCCCCAAGGGUGCCCAGACCAUACUUUGGGAACUACUGGCAUACAGCCCUCAAGGAGCUGAGCAGCAAGAGAGAAGAACAUUUACAGGGAUAUAUAGUGUGGUGGUCUAAUAGAGUAUAACAAUAUAAUUUUGGGAAGGUCAGCAAAGACUUCAAGAAGGUGUUGCCAUUUGAGUUGGACCUUGAAGCAUGAGUAGGUGUAUAACAGAGGAGGUGAUGGCUUUCUUGGCUGAGGAACAGCGUGAAUAGUGGCAUGAAACAAGCCCAGUGUUCCUAGAGUGUAACCUGCAUGAAGGGAAGUUACUGAAGAGAAGGCUGGAAAAGUAUAGUGGAAGGACAGACUGUACAGAGCCUUUAUUCUGCAGGUGAUGUGAAACAAUUGUUAGCUGCUACAUAACAAAUAUUAGCUGAUGUUUGUGCCCCUACUCUAUCUAGGGUAGGCACGAUAUUAGGAAUUUAGUUCACUCAACAACCCACUGAAGCUUUGAGUAUUUAAUUUGCAUACUUGGAUCUCUUGGUCUAUUAUUAAACUGACUCCUAUUAUUAAUACAUUUUUUCUGAAGUUCUGAAGUUCUUAAGAUUGUAAAUGAGAUAUUUCCAGAGAUAUGGAUAAUAAGAUAAAAAGGGGUAAACCACAGAAAUCGAGGACCUCUUAGUUUCCUAGAAAGAAGUGGCUGUUCUCUGAACAGUCCCAACAAAGAGGAGCAGCUGGCUUCCUCCUGGCUCCUAAAAGAUCUUACUGCUGUCCCCAGUGCUCAAAACUGCUACACUCCCUUGGUAACAGAUACUUGACUUCAGAGGUGUUGAUUAAAAAUUUUUAGCAGAAAUAAAGAAAUGGACUAAGACCAAACUCACAAGAGAGAAUCAAAUGUAGCAACAAAGAUUAUGAGACAUAAUUUUUUCAAAGGAUAAUGGUCUGUGCUUCCUUCUUUGGGUGUUGUAUCCUGUGGUUCUGUGAGCUCAGGAUACAAAUAUGACUUGAAUAUGACUUGAAUGGGAAGUAUAAAAGAGAGUAAACAGUUCUGGGGGCUCCAUUUCUUUCCUCCUCUGUGACUUCAGUUUGACCCACCAAGGGAACUGUCUAACAGGGACACCACCUGAGAAACAUGAGUUCACUUUUUUAUGAGACAUAUGUGGGUUGGAUGCUGAAAGACCUCAAAGCUAGAUCCUAGGUAGAGCUAAACCGUUGGUUAGAAACCCUAAAACCUAGGGGGCAGGAAUACAUAAUGAUUCAUUUUUCACUUAAGACUUAUUAAUCACUCCACAUUACUAAUGUUAACACCAGAUAUGUAUCUACACAGCAUUUCCCAACUUUUAUUAUACUAAGAUCUUAGGUUGAUGAUCUGCUUAGCACUCAACAACACUGGAACCCCAGUGUUGCAUAGAUAUAUGCAAGUCUAAGAUAUCUGUAUACACUUGGGUGUGUAUUAGGCCAUUAAAAGGCUUCCAGGGAAUUCUCCACCUCUUUAAGCCGCUCCCUUUGGCCCAAAGGGCGGGGAGGAGGGGCUGGACGGGGGCUGAAUGGGGGCUGGACCUGGGCGGUUUCCUAGGCGACCGCCGAGCAGCAAGUGCGCACGCGUAGAGCCUGGGCUCGGCUGAUGCAAUCUCCCUCGCGCGAGCUGCGUCUACCGAGAGUAAGGAAGCCGACAAGGACCUGAACGAGGCCAAUCAGCGGCCACAAGGAAGAGUGCAGAAAGGCCCGCCCGCCUGAUCCUGCGAGUGACGUUCUGCGGCCCUGAGCUGGUGGCGUAGCCGUCCGCCACCCUUCGUCUCGUGCGCUUGCCAGGAGGCGUCCUGCCUCGGCGCUGGCCCUGCAGCCAUUUUGAGCUUCGCUUCCACCCGUCCGCCGGCCCAGCCCUUCCGGGGUCGCUUAGCUCAGGGGCUUUUCCACGAUCUGUCUCGCCUGGCAAGUCGCCGCCGCAGCGGAAGGGCUCCUUUCUAUGUUGGAGAGGGCUGGAGAGGACUAGGGCAUCUCCUUUCCGCCAGGAUGGAUGUCGCCUCGGCCGCCGCGUCCUGUGCCCGCCGUUCCGGACUGUGGUCUGCCGCCCGCGGCCGAAGCCGCUCUCCUCUGUGGCUCUUCUAUUGGCCCGGGGAUCGGCCAGGGGCAUCAACUCCGCCGCUGGGCAAGGCUGAGACUCUGUAGGCCUUUUGGAGUUCCUCCCGGCCGCCCGCCGCUGAGCUCCGCGUUCCUCCCUGAGAGACUGUCGAGAACACGGAGAUGGAGCCGGCAGCAGACGGAUCGCGGGAACGGGCCGCCCCGCGGGCGGACUCCCGGUUGUGGCUGCCCUUCUUCUUCUCUCGGCGCUCGCGACCAGGCACUUCCAAGUUCCCCGCACCUCCUGCCCCGGAACACUCCGGGGAUCUCAAACUGUCUGCUUGUCCCCCGCCUGAGGCUCGGCGCAGCUCGUGGAUGCAGCUGCUUUCCCAACUCUUCGCGCCGCUCCCCGGCUUGCUUCACAAGCUGCUGAUCUGGAGCCAGCUUUUCGGUGGAAUGAUUCCGACCAGAUGGCUAGAUUUUGCUGGAGGCUACAGCGUGCUGAGAGCCCUGAGGGCCCGGGAGGAACCCGGCGCCCCCACGGCGCCGAAGUCUCUGAGUUCGCUGCGGCUCGACCCCUCGGCUGACGCGGCCGCCGUUCCCCUCGAUUGGCUAGAGGAGGGCAUCCACUGGCAGUGCUCGUCCCCAGAUCUAGAAUUGGAACUUAAAGCCAAGGGAGGAACUUUGGACUCCGCAGCCCAUGCUUUUCUCCUAGGUCAGCAGCUGUGGGGAGUGGAGCUCCAAGCCAGUCUGUUCUCCGGCCGAGAACUUGGCCCUUCGCCCUCCGGGCCUCUCAACGUUCAGAGCUUAAGCAAUGGCAACGUCGUCUCCUAUUUGCUGAGCCCCUCCUAUAUGGACUGCCUGCCCCGGGUAGAGCUGAGCUAUCAGAGCAGCGUUGGAAGUGGCGAGCUGGUCGAUUUCCAGGCGCUGAGCCCAGAGAGCGGCUGCCUGGAUGAGGUCCCGUCUCAUCCCCAGCCGCUCAGCGCUGAGAUGGCUUGCGCCUCGUUGCAGGGAUGUGCGCCUCUCUCCAGAGAAGGGCUGCCCGAAAUCCACCAUCUUCGCAUGAAGCGGCUGGAAUUCCUUAAGCAGGCCAGCAAGGGCCAAGCGUUACCCACCCCUGACCAAGAUCAUGGCUACCACAGCCUGGAGGAGGAGCACAGCCUGCUCCGGAUGGAUCUGAAGCACCGCAGAGAUAGUGCAACACAGUGUGUUCCCGCUGCUGGAACCGUUCCCGGCACCGCUCAGGAACCCACUGAGGAGAAAAGAGAAUUGUUGACUAAAGAGGUUCCCCCUGCUUUGGAAAGACAGGGCCCCUCGGAAGGCUGUCUAUCUUGUGAGGUUCCUACAGAGCAGGAGCCUGGAGAGGACCAAGUAAGUGUAGUUGACUCCUCAGACAUAGACGAUGACCUUCCCAUUUCUGCCAGACCAGCCUGUAGCAACAAAUUGAUAGAUUACAUUUUGGGAGGUGCAGCCAGUGACCUGGAAACAAGUUCUGAUUCAGAAGGUGAGGAUUGGGAUGACGACGCUGAGGAUGAUGGUUUUGAUAGCGAUAGCUCACUCUCAGAAUCAGACCUUGAACAAGACUCAGAAGGGCUCCACCUCUGGAACUCUUUCUAUAGUGUCGAUCCUUAUAAUCCCCAAAACUUCACAGCAACAAUUCAGACUGCUGCCAAAAAUCUUCCCAGAGACCCUUCUGACUCAGAGACGGAUUUGUCUGACAGGUCUAAUCUAGAAAAUCCUCCCCGGACUGCAAGCCUUCCUGAGUCUCCUGACCAUAAUUCUGGAGAAGAAGAUGACUGGGAAUCUAGUGCAGAUGAAGCAGAGAGUCUCAAACUGUGGAACUCUUUCUUUAAUUCCGAUGACCCCUACAACCUUCUAAACUUUAAGGCUCCUUUUCAAACAUCAGGGAAAAAUUGGAAAGGCUGUCGAGACUCAGAGAGGCCGUCUGAAUCUAUUGUGGCCAUUUCUGAGUGUCACACCUUACUUUCCUGUAAGGUGCAACCGUCAGGGAGCCGAGGAAGUGAAUGUCCAGACUUGGUACAGGGUGGGGUUCUUUCUGGAGAAAGACACACACAUAUCCAGAGAAAAAAGGUAACCUUCCUUGAAGAAGUUACUGAGUAUUAUAUAAGUGGUGAUGAGGAUCGAAAAGGACCAUGGGAAGAAUUUGCACGGGAUGGAUGCAGGUUCCAGAAACGAAUUCAAGAAACAGAAGACGCUAUUGGAUACUGCUUGACAUUUGAGCACAGAGAAAAAAUGUUUAAUAGACUCCAGGAAAUGUGCUUCAAAGGACUUAAUGUGUUUGAGCAAUGUUAAGAUGAUGUGACAGCCUCUGGCCUUAGCAAACACUACCUCUUACUUGAGAGGUUUCUUUUAAAAACAAAAAUUGGCAGCUGUCCUUUGACUUUUUUCUUAGAGGAUGUGCAACUUGGAUCCAGUGACCUAGUUUAAUAUAUAUUUUUUUGCAACAUAUCCCACUCAGAAAUAUACAGGUUUGGAGCCAAGCCCUGAAAAUGAAGGAUGAGAUGGUGUGAUUUCUAAUCCUCCUUUUUUGUUUAGUUAGAUUUGUUUUUGAAUGUUGUUUGCUUGCUGAAGUGAAAAGGGGACCUCUUAAGGUGUAAUUUUGCACUUUGAAAACUUAUUUUCUUGGGAAACAGUAUUUAUAGGGUUUGAAGCCCAUUUUUCAUUCUAAUUUAAAUUACGUGUACCUGUCUAAAAACUUUGGGCUCUUUUUUCCCUCCGAACAUUCUGAAAUUAAUGGGCUGUUAUGUUUUCUCUAUAUUUUUUUAUUUUAGUAGUUUAACCCUUCUACUUCAAGGCUAAGAAAAUAAUCUUGUAUAUACUACCAACUUAAGGUACAUUAUCUUGUGUCAUCGUGUUUCUUUUUCUUUCUUUCUAAAAAUGACUGGUUGAAAAUGUGUGGUGGGUUUUUAUUUCUAGAUUAAGCUCUAUCUAGGAUAUUUCCAAGGACUGCCAUAAAAUCUAUAUGUGCAGUACUUUCUGUUACAUUGGGAAAGCUGCAUAUUUCUGCCAAAUUUUAACAUCUGAUAUACUUAAUUUCUCUGCAAACUCUUUUUUGAAGAAGGUUCUGUAUAUGUUAUUAUAGUUCCCACUUGGGUGGUUCUUUGUGUCUUCAAUAGGUAAAAAUUGUUGUAAGAGACUCCAGAAGUAAUAAUUGCAUCAUAGUUGCUUUUAAAUUUAAAAGCUUAGAAUUUUCCUAGGAUGAAGAUAGGAGACAUCUCAGAGCAAUUUGGUCUUGUUGUAUAUGCUCUCAAAAGAAAACCAGUGUUAUUAAUAUGCCUCAGCACCGUCACUUUUAAAA
Molecule: messenger RNA, 5882 nt
Organism: Kogia breviceps (pygmy sperm whale)
Lineage: Eukaryota; Metazoa; Chordata; Mammalia; Artiodactyla; Physeteridae
Gene: PPP1R15B
Product: protein phosphatase 1 regulatory subunit 15B
Biological process (GO): response to endoplasmic reticulum stress
Cellular component (GO): endoplasmic reticulum; protein phosphatase type 1 complex
Molecular function (GO): protein phosphatase regulator activity
Source: RefSeq, a predicted model, not a curated record